This is a messenger RNA of Crotalus tigris (Tiger rattlesnake), 6152 nucleotides long. RefSeq names its product ring finger protein 6 (gene RNF6). The transcript is spliced from 5 exons. The record is from RefSeq and is a predicted model, not a curated record. Gene Ontology annotation, biological process: ubiquitin-dependent protein catabolic process; positive regulation of DNA-templated transcription; protein ubiquitination. Lineage: Eukaryota; Metazoa; Chordata; Lepidosauria; Squamata; Viperidae. Gene Ontology annotation, cellular component: nucleoplasm; cytoplasm. Gene Ontology annotation, molecular function: ubiquitin protein ligase activity. Bases 3044 to 4939 code for a protein of 631 amino acids.
GCAGGGGGUUGGACUAGAAGCCCUCCAAGGUCCCUUCCAACUCUGUUAUUCUGUUAAGUAUCUCUGAUGUAAUUAAAUUGUUGCAAUUUCUACAAAAUAAAAUAUUAGUGAAGACCAAAGUAUUUUAUUGUAUUCAUUUUCCCAACAUAUUUAGUGAUUGCUGUAAUGUUCUUUCAGUUGAAACUCACUGUUAUGAUCACAUUGUAUGUUUAACCCAGUCAGUUAUUACCUAAUCUUUAUUGUUUUGAUCUAGAAUAAAUAUACUAACUGGAUAAAUGACAAUCAUUUUGGAGAAUGUGGUUCCCCUGCUUCCUUCUGUUCUGUUUUUACUUAAAUUUCUUGUACCAGAAAGUACUGUCAAAGCUUUAGUAUGUACACAGCCCCUUCCUCACAGCCAGGCAGGUAGCAGCAGGCAUGGCUUGAAUACUGCAGCUUAAUGAAGUCCUUCAAAAACAUGGUCUAUCAUUGUGAGGGACAAUUUUGUUUAGCAAUGUUAUGCUUAAAUCUCAUUUCCAGACAACUGACUGGGUAGUACAAGACCAUUAAUCUAGAACUGGAUUAUUAUGAGUAGUAGUGACUUGUCUACAGAAAAGUACUAACAAUUGAUUUAGGAUGCUUCAGUUUAAAAUAAUCUGAAGGAUUAUGAAUUUGCACAACAUCCUGUUUCUUGAAAUGAUCUAGUUAUGUAUGAGGCAUGAAUGCAGCAUGGUUAUUGGUUAUUAUGAUUGCAAGCAAUUAAUAAUUUGGCAGGACAGGAGUAUGUGAAUCUUCAAAAUUAGUUAGUUGGGUAUUGAUUAAGACUAAGUUAGUUUUGGGAUCUGAGAAAGCGUUACCACUGAGCAUGAGGAAACAAUAUAUCUAAUUGUAGAUAUUGUAAUACUAUUCCCCAUUUUAGGGUCACUGCUUGGUUUCUGGUGUUGGGGUUUCUCUCUGGGACAAUACAAGUACUUUAUGGUUCAUGUGAGUUAAAAUAACACAUUAUUUGAUUUAGUAUGAAUUGUAAACAGAUGCCCGGUUACAUUUAAUGCAACCCAAAAUUCAGUUAAUUCAAGGUUAGCGUGUAUGCAAUUGAGGCAAAUGCCUGCAUAGUUGCAUUUGAGGUUUCAGAUACUGCUAAUCUUUAUGUGCAAAAUGGAGAAAAGGAAGAUUUUGUCAGAGGAAAGCAAUACAAUUUCAAAAAAGAAUAGGCAUAUUAUUAUAUAAGAACAAAAAUCUGAUGUAAUUCAAUGACAUAAACAUGAUCAUAUCAUAAAACAAUAACUGUUGAACUGUAUGAAUCUAUGGUAGAUUGGUAAAUUUAAAUUAUAUUUUUAUGCUUUACUGUAAUAUUUAAGUAUAUACAGAAAUAUUUUAAAAAUUGACAUUGCCUAUUGCCAUCAAGCUGGAACCAAUUGCAGUAUUUUCCAUAGCAAAUAUUCCAAUUUUCCACUUCAAAUUGGGCAAAUUCAAAUAAUGUGACCAUUUUAUGGAAUUCAUUAACUGCACUAAUUGAGACCUGCCUGUCUUUUCAGACUGUCCUUAUAUAACAUACUAAAUAAAAAAUAGCUAACUACACUAUUGCAUUUUUUGUUAUGUGAAUCAUAAUUGAUUAAUUUCUGGUUAGGGUAGCAUGCAAAUUCAGAUAAUUGGGUUGAGAUAAUUCCAGAUAAAUUUUAUGAGCGUAACAAGGGUUUAUCUACCGAUCAGGCACAAGAACAUAGCAAGAGUUUAUAUGCAGAUCAGAUACAAAGAAAUACCAGUUACCCUCAUGGAAACUCUGCAAAACAAAUUAGUAUGAUCUCGGGUACUUUCACGAAUAGUCCAUUGAUCCAAUCUUGCUAUAGAAUGAUGAAUGCUAUAAUUUUAAAUUUGCUACCCAUAUAAGUAGCUUGCCAUUGUUUUCUUCUACUACUUUUUUCCGUUUCUCAGGAUAGAAAAUACCUUCUUGAGUGGCCUCCUAUCCGAGGAUUAAUCAAAUCUGAUCCCACUUAGCUUUCUUGCAAUCAGUCAAGGCCGUCUAAAUACUACGUAAAAUAUUGUAUCACAAAAUAAAAAAAAAAAUCUGCUCUCUCUCUGUCACCCGCGCAAUACUUAGCAAGGCGCCGGCCCACCCUGCCCAGACUGUCCCAGCGACUCGGUUUCCGGUGUACUUUUACGAGCGAGCUGGCAGGAAAAAGUACUCGCCGGUUCGAAAAGCCCGUCACUCCUUCCGUUUUCGCGAGCAACUUCAGUGGACGAAGGAGUGUUCGCGCGUGCGCAUUUCCCCUGGAACCAUGAGCCCAGGCGUCAGAACCCGACGGGAUUGCAUUGGUGCCGCACCUCAACGACUGGUAGUUGGUUUUGUCAGUUUGUUGGAAGCCGCUGCUCAGAGAAGAUUAACGUGGACUAGGUUGGGUUUGUAAGAAACUCAGCCUUCGGAAGGCACGGGGAAAGAAAAAAUAAGUAAUUGCCGUUUAGCCUUUCCUGGUGAAGCUGUGGUCUUCGGGCAAUUGCCUGCUACAUAAACUUACCUUUAGACUACCGGCCUAAAGUAGUUAAUUGGAUGCUAAUUAGCCCUGUUUCAUUCUUCAGUGGAUGGCUGGUUGGUCCUGGUGUUAAUCAUUCUCCCCUUGCUCCUCCUCUAAGUCUCCAGGUGAGGAGGGAAGAGAUCAGCGCCACCAGCCAAAACGGAGAGGAAUCCAGACUGGUGAGGAAAGGAAAAGGAAAUCCUAAAUUGGUAUAUUGUAUACUGUAGAUGCCUUGGGAAAGGAUCAGUCUGCAAAAGCUGACUACAGUGAAGUUGCUAGACUGUAAACUCCUUUGUUGUAAUAGAUUAAAAAUAUGUUCCUGGGGAACGUGUCUUUCAUAGUCAGAGGAAGAAAAGAGUCACCUAAUCCUGAAGUUGCUAGGAUCCUUGUAGAAGGAUUUAUAUAUAAUCCAAAUUCAAUUCCUUGUUCAAGGAACUCUGGAAAACUGAAAAUGCCCUGUAUACUUCAGAGGAUUAUCAACAUUACACAGUGUUAAGAUCUUCAUCAUUUUCUCUCCUUAGGAAAACAGAGUAAAAAAAAAGUUUAUUUCUUCCAGAAUGGCUUGUUCCAGAGCUUGCUCAGGGGAAAAUGGAGAACAGGCCACUUCGCAGAAUAACAGUGGUGAUAAUGAGAGGCAAUGGCAGCAGGAACGCCUCAACAGAGAGGAGGCUUAUUAUCAAUUCAUUAAUGCACUUAGUGAUGAAGACUACAGGUUGAUGAGGGAUCGUAACCUUCUUGGGACUCCAGGGGAAAUAACAGCAGAUGAGCUGCAGCAACGUUUGCAAAGUGCAAAGGCAUCCCAGUCUGAGCCAGAAAAUAGAGAAUGGGAAGAUUCAGAGACGCUUGGGGAAAACAUAACCAGCAACUCCUUGCUUGAGUGGCUGAACACAUUUCAUCAUACAGAAAAUUCCACACAUAGUGGUCAGAGUGGAAACCAGACUUGGAGAGCUGUAAGCCAGGCAAACCCAAGUAGUGGAGAAUUCCGGUUUAGUCUUGAAAUAAAUAUAAACCAUGAACAGAACAAUGAUAAUACUCCUGGGGAACAACUGAAUGAGUUCUUAUAUGGCCAUUCCAGUAGAAUGCAUAUGGAAAAUAGACCUGUAAUUGCAAAUAGUCCAGUAGCCAGCCGAACUAGGAGCAGGACAUUAGCUAAUUCUGUUGGCCCUGGAUUUGUCUCAUCAGGAAUUGGAAACGUUGGUGGUUUGCUGACUCAGAACGCUGAAGAAAAUUCUCGAUUCUUCUCUGGUAGACUUGGCGCUAGAAACAGAAGUUCAGCAAGUUCAACACCUAACAGCCUUUUAGAUGACAAUGAACACAACAUCAUUAGGCAAAGGAGAACACAGAGAGUGACUCCAAUAAGAUACUACAGAGGGAGAGCUAGAACUCGAAGAAAUUCAAGGCAAAGGACAGACGUUUUAAGAUUAAGAUCAACUUUUAGAGGCCAGUUCCAAUCUCUUUUGGAAAAUGGGCAGCCAGUCAAUAUGCAACAAAUACAUGCAGGAACUAAUAGGGCACACACAACCCAGCCUUCUCCGGAACAAACAGAAGAACAAGCAUCGUCACUGGGUAUAACUUUGGAAGAGGAAGAAUCUGUAAGAGCUGCAUCUGCAUCUAGAAGACAUCCUAGUAUUACAUUAGAUCUUCAGGUAAGGCGAAUUCGUCCCAGAGAAAAUAGAGAUCGUGACAGUAUUGCUUCUAGAACUCGUUCAAGAGUAGGCAUGGCAGACAACUUGGUGACUCCUGAAAGUGAUAAUGAAGGAUUUAUUCAGAAUGUUUCACGAUCUGAAUAUGCAGGAAUACGGACAUAUGUUAACACUAUUCGGAUACCUCUUCAUAGGGGGUCAGAUACUGGGCUUGGUGAGUCUUCAUCAGUGGCUGUCAGAUCAAUUUUAAGACAAAUUAUGACUGGAUUUGGAGAGCUAAGCUCCUUAAUGGAUACAGAAACAAGUUCUGAAACUGAGAGCAAUAGUCAGCACUUGCCAGAUAUACCACCCUCAAUGCCUAGCUUCCGCACUUUAAAUAGUGAAUUUCUUACAACGUCGCCUAGGGAUAGAUUAACUGAUCAAGAUAGCACGGAAGGGCAGGGAGAAACAAAUUCUAUCCAACACCAUCAAAGUAAUAAUACCCCAAAUAGCAGAGCAUCAUUUGUUGAAAAUGGAACACUUCCCAUCCUUCGCCUUGUACCUUAUCUUUUAUUAGAAGAAGAUUCUAGUGACAACUUGAGAGGAUUGACCAAAGACCAGAUCGAUAAUCUUUCUACCCGGAAUUAUGAGAAUCCCCAUUCAGAAGAUGAUGAAAUAAGUAAGACGUGUAGCGUGUGUAUUAAUGAAUAUGUUGUAGGAAACAAGCUAAGGCAAUUGCCAUGCAUGCAUGAAUUCCAUUUUCAUUGUAUUGAUCGUUGGCUUUCUGAAAAUUCCACUUGUCCAAUUUGUCGGCAACCUGUAGUAACUUAAUAUUGCAAGCAGUAGUGAAAUCCUCAAAUCCAGAGGCCUCUUUUUUUUUACCGACUUUGAAUAAUAAGAGGUUGUCUUAGAUAGGUUUAAAGUAGGAGAAAAUCUGAUUAUUUGCUAAAGGAUUUACCUAACUUCCAAGUACAGGUAUAAGAGUAAAUAUUCAAAUUACAUUAAUAAAGUUAUAUUUUUCUAUAUAAUUUUGUUAUGCACAGCAUUUGUGUAAUUCAGAAGUUUAUGUUAUUAAUAACAUACUUUUUAUUGAGAUUUCCAUUUGUUUUAUGCAGUUCUAAAAUAAUGUUGUUAUUCUAUAAACAGUUCCCUUUUUAAGUUGCCAAAGAAUUAACAUUGGGGCACCUGGCAAAAGGUACUUGCUAUUUGAAGUGCUUUUAAUAUACAGUGUAUAUUUUUAUGGACUACACUGCACAUUUGGCUUUAUUUAAAUGUUUUCUAGGAGUUUUGCAUGCUUUUUAUACAGUUUCUCAUUGACACAUUCAGGUUUAAAUUUUAAGCUCAACUGAAGUUUAAUUCAACUGAUUUGGACAGUCUGUAUUUUCGCAUAUUCAGCCACGAGAUUAGAGUGGAUAAUUGCUAAUCCAUACUUGACAUUUCUCUGAUCAUUUCAGAACAUUCAGAAAGGAAAGCAUAUAUUUAAUGUGGCUGUGUAGCACUUUGGAUACAAAAGGAAAAUGAUGCUUUGGAAUGUGCAGGAGUGCUCAUGCAGCCCUUGGCAACUUCAUGAAAGUGUGGUGUCUUUUCUUUGGUCAUACACCAAUCUUUGUUCCAGAUUAGUAUAAUCCUAGUUUAGCCCUGGGAAAGAGGCUUUGAUUAAACGAUUUGUCAAAAGAUGAUUGAUAUCUGAGUGCAGCCCUGUUUUCCUUUCAAAUCCAAAGCACUGCCCAUCCAACAUAUUUAAUGCAUUUGACACACAUAAAGACAGACUGAUUUAAAAAGAAUUUUAAUUUGUACAUGAACAAAGACAGUGAUCAGUACUUUCUUACACCAUGCAUGGUUCCCUUUUUUUAAAAUAAUACUAUCAGUUUGCUGUAAACAAAAAGCAUGCAAUUAUUGUUAUCUUAAAAUGGAGAACUUCCAGAGGAUUUUGUUGUUAAGAGAAAAUGUAUGUUUACUCUAAUAUAUCAGAAACAUCCGUAUUCUUGGGUUGAAGGCAUAUUAUACCAAUACCCGAUAAAGAAAUAAAACUUCAAAAAUGGAA